Messenger RNA from Paramecium octaurelia, 815 nucleotides. The record is from the annotation of a GenBank genome assembly. Lineage: Eukaryota; Ciliophora; Oligohymenophorea; Peniculida; Parameciidae.
AUGAAUGAUAUUGCUCAAACUGGAAAAUCAUAAGCCUCUGCUUAAGAUAUUCAUUCAAAAAUAGAGAGUCAAUUCUUAUAACGAUAUGCGCAUUAUUUAAUUGGGGAUGAGUUUGAUUCGUUUCUUACUCCAUCAUUUGUCCAUAUGUUACAUAUUCUGGAUUCAAAAAAAGUGAGUUGUGAAUAGUUGAUAAAUUACAAGACACAACAAAUUAAUGUAAUUUGCUCUAGUUUUAAAGUAGAAUCAAAACACGGAGAGUCAAGUAUUUUUUGCAUUGAGAAAUUUCACUUUUAAUUCAUUUUCCUUGAUGUUUGAUCAGAAAUUAGAAAAUACAAACGUUUAUACUAAGGAAGAAUAUUUUCGAUCAAUUAGAACCACGUAUAAUUCAAUAAUAGAGUAGACAAGACCAAGCCAAUCGAAGACAUCAAUUUGUGCAUAAUCCGUCUAACUCUUUUAAUCAGGACAAGCAGGAAUAGCAUUAGCACAACUUCUAUGAGUUAUAUUCCAAUAAAUUAGCUAAGGAUCAAGGAGAGAUACUUUAAGGAGAAAUAGUGAUAUUUGAGACCAGAAUUAAAUAUCCAGCUAACAAGGCCAAACAACUGUGUUACGAGAUCAAACAGAAAAUAGACAAUCUAUUCAGAUCAACUGUAAACUAAACAUUAAUUUGAAGACUAGGUAACAUCAGAUUAUUAGAUCAGAAUAUANUAUAAAAAUGCCUGUAAUUAGAUCCAAAAAAUAGGAUUACACCUGAAGAAGCCCUAUAUCAUCCUUUUAUUAAUAUAGCCAUGGCAAAUACACAAACUAAAAAAGUUUGA